CAUGUAACGUACUCUUAGCUGAAGGUGACCACUUCCACUUGUAUCACGAAAAUGUCGACAGUUUUAAAGAUAUUGAUCUUUCUCUCCUCUCUUUCUGUUGUAUUCGGUGCUGGAGCUGGCGGUCUGACGUUUGAGGAGAUCGCACACCGUGUAGCUGCUAACGUCGACGAGGACCAUGACGGGAACCUGACCAUUUCUGAAAUUUUUGAUUCCAUUGUCACUCGAUUCGACCACGACGGAGAUGGUUGUGCGGAAAGAGCAGAGUUCGUGAAGCAGUGGAGUCAUGAUUACCAUGACAACCCCCAUAUUUCCGGCAUCCUGUUCGACCACCUUGAUUUGGAUCAGAACGGUUGUCUGACUAAGAUUGAUAUAGAGUUCAAUUUUAGGGCUAUGGAUAGCCCUCAUGGUGACCACAGUGUAACGGAGGCAGAGUUUGCUGCGUUUUUAUCAGCGGUUCAUCCUAACAGUAAUAAUAAUGGGAAUGGUCUAGUGGGAUGACGAAUAUGGAGCGGUAUUUGAUAUUGAGCAACAUUGAAGAUACA
Saccostrea cuccullata (small rock oyster) is the source of this 542-nucleotide messenger RNA. RefSeq lists its product as uncharacterized. The record is from RefSeq and is a predicted model, not a curated record. Bases 52 to 498 code for a protein of 148 amino acids. NCBI's taxonomy places the organism in Eukaryota, Metazoa, Mollusca, Bivalvia, Ostreida, Ostreidae. The transcript has 5 exons.